AUGAAGAAGUCCCUAUGGCGAUCAGACAUGUCAAAACAGUGCUUCGCCACAGCGAAUGGAAGCCGAGCUGCCAAAGGAUACGUUCAUCGGUGGAAGAGCCAGAAAUUGGUACUUCGUUUUGCAAAUCACUUUUUCCUGCAACUGUGGAAUCGUGACAACAUUGACAAUGUACAGAUUGUGUUUAGGGAGGAUUUUGGAACUGAGGGUCGGGGUGGAUAUUUUGAUGAAUAUGGAAUCAUUCGUGAUAUUAUUCAAAAUCAUCUAUUGCAGAUUCUUUGCCUCAUUGCUAUGGAGAAGCCUAUUUCUCUUACACCUGAGCAUAUUCGAGAUGAGAAAGUGAAGGUGCAUCAAUUAGUUUCUUAUGUCUUCUACUGACUUUGCAAUGCCAGUAUUCCAGUCCUUCCAUAUGAUGUUUCUUAUGUCUUCUACUCACCCUACAUCAUGUCAGGACGUAGUACAGCUAAUCUAUAUAGGAAUGUCCAGUGCAUUACUGAC
Messenger RNA from Camellia sinensis, 495 nucleotides. Lineage: Eukaryota; Viridiplantae; Streptophyta; Magnoliopsida; Ericales; Theaceae. The record is from RefSeq and is a predicted model, not a curated record.